This is a messenger RNA of Gasterosteus aculeatus aculeatus (three-spined stickleback), 1019 nucleotides long. RefSeq names its product sulfotransferase family 3, cytosolic sulfotransferase 1 (gene sult3st1). Gene Ontology annotation, molecular function: sulfotransferase activity. The record is from RefSeq and is a predicted model, not a curated record. Lineage: Eukaryota; Metazoa; Chordata; Actinopteri; Perciformes; Gasterosteidae.
CAUUAACGCGCAAAUGUCAAAGUCCAGAGUCCAGCCGAGACGUCCUCCUGGUUUUUGACAUUCCUCCUUCGGUUCUGUGUGCUUCAGGAAGAUGGAGAAGAUCACCGACCACCUCUGUAGGUACAAAAACUACAACUUUGGCAUCGGCCUCACUACUCCAGAGCACAUCGAGUCCCUGCAGAGCUUUGAAAUCCGAGAUAGUGACGUCUUCCUCGUCACUUAUCCAAAGUCAGGAACCAUAUGGACUCAACAGAUCAUCAUAUCCAUCUGCGAGUCGGACGGGGCUCUGCAGGAAUAUCCAAACAACCUGGAGCAGAUGCCGUGGCUGGAGUACACGGAGGGGAGAGCGGAUUACGCACUGCGACCCUCCCCCCGGCUCUUCUCCUCUCACCUCACCCCGGCUCUCAUGCCCCCGGGCCUGAGGGGCAAAAAGGCCAAAAUGAUCUACGUGAUGCGGAAUCCAAAGGACAACAUCGUCUCCUAUUUCCACUUCAGCAGCAACUGUGGCGACCUGGAGACCCCCAAGAGCUUCGAGGACUUCUUUGAGCAGUAUCUGAUAGGAAAUGUUGGAGCAUCAUCCUGGUUUGACCACAUACGGGACUGGCAUUCGGCCAGAGACCAGUACAACAUCCUCUUCCUCACCUACGAGGACAUGGUUCUAGACCUCAAGGGGGCAGUGAUCAAGAUCUGCAACUUCUUGGGGAAAAACCUGAGUGAAGCAGCCAUUGAGCACGUUGUGGAAAAAGCCACGUUCAACACCAUGAAGAAAGACUCAAAAGCCAACUACAAGUUUUUGCCAAAAGAAAAGGUGAAGAAAGACUUCAUGCGCAAAGGUAAGAUCGGCGACUGGAAGAACAUCUUCACCGCCGCUCAGAGCGAGCGAAUCGAUCGCCUGAUGCACGAGAGACUCGGAGACACGUCUCUGGAGUUCAUCUGGGAGACCAAUGUCUGCGCAUCGAAAAAUACAACAAUGUAGUCAAAUAAAAAUAAGUACACACAAAGUAUGUGUUGAAAUAUUC